CUUACAUUAUAUAAAACAAACAAACACAUAACCCUUAUUUUCUUUUUCUUACUUUCCGCAAAAUGCUUCCUUUUUUCCUUGUACUACUUAUUUCGCUCUCUUCAUCCGCCUUAACAAGUGAUAUCAAAGGCAACUACUUCAUCGCAUGUGGCCUCCCUAAGUCCACCGCGCACUCCUCCGAGGAUGGAUCAACAUGGCGGAGUGACGACAACCCCGCCUUCACUCCGCCAGAUAUUAACAAAAUCUCCUCUUCCGUCAUCGGUCACGGAGACGACUAUCCUUACACGCGGGCCCGGAUAUUUGAGUCCGCCGUCACAUACUCGUUCGAGGUCUCACCGGGCCCUAAAUUCAUCCGACUUUACUUCACCACAAGUACAACUGACUCCUACAAGUAUAACACCACCACCACCAUCUCCGCCUCCCAAUUCUUCGUAUCUGUUGAAGCCAACGGCUUUACUCUUCUUAACAACUUUAGCGUCUCCCUCAACAACCAAAAUUCCACCGAAUCAAAUGAAGUCUAUGAAUUCCAUGUUCCCGUAGAGAAUGGUAAACCACUCAACCUAACCUUCUCCCCUCCGACAAAUUGUACUAGCAUUAACCCCUGCUAUGCUUUCGUCAAUGGCAUCGAGAUCAUUGCUGCGCCCGAAGGCCUUUAUUUUAAUGCCACACGACUGCCACCCCCUACUUUCAUCUCUGAUACUUAUGAGUACUCCCUCCAACAAGCCGCAUUUCAAACGGCUCAUCGGAUUAACGUUGGAGGGACUACCGUUCCAUCAGAAGUAGACUCAGGAGAGCUGGGCCGAAUUUGGAACCCCGACGAGCAGUUCAUCGCUAAUAAUUUAUAUGGUAAAAACAUAUAUAAUCCUAAUAUAGAAGGAAAUAUGUCUUUAUUUAUAGAGUACACUCAAGUGCCACGCUAUGUAGCGCCACCUCAGGUUUAUGCUACUUUAAGGUUUAUGGAUUUGGAUUAUCCUGAAUCCCUAAGCAGAAACUUGACAUGGUUUUUCGACGUCGAUCCAGGGUUUGAUUAUUUGGUAAGGCUCCAUUUUUGUGAGCUAGAUGGGAGGGUGAAUGGAAGUCAACAAAGGGUGUUUGAAGUAUACAUCAAUAAUGAAUAUGGAGGCCUGAUUGAUGUAUGGUACAUUACUGGAGGAUUGAGGAUUGCUGUAUUCCGAGAUUAUGUUGUAAGCUUGUACGGUCAAAGUGAUGGCACCAAAGUUCCUCUAUCGAUCUCCCUCCAUCCUCAUUAUGCACAUUCUCCAAACGUUAUGGUGAGUGAUGUAUUGCUAAAUGGUGUGGAAAUAUUGAAGUUGAAUAAAUCGAAUGGAAAUCUUGUUGUCCCUAACCAACCAUUAAAUGCGGUACUUAGCCCUUCACCAACUCCAAAUCCAAGCCGAAAACAUGCCCUUCCAAUUAUUGUAGGCGCAAUCGGAGGUACACUUGUUUUGGCUUCCCUCGUCAUAAUUGCUUGUUGUAUUGUCUAUAAAAAGAAGGCAGCCAUGGAGGCUCUUAGGAAGAAAUCCAUGGCCACAAGCAGCUCAAGCAAGGACAAGUGGGUCCAACCUCCAUCAUACUCGAGCUCAGCUCCAAGCACUAGGAAUUUGUCCCUGCCAUCUGAUCCUUGUCGCCGCUUCUCGCUAGCCCAAAUCAAGGUUGCCACAUGUGAUUUCAACAAGAAGUUGAUCAUAGGUAGAGGUGGGUUUGGAACGGUGUACAUGGGUUCAAUAGAGGGUGAGAAAACCAAAGUGGCUAUUAAACGUCUUAACUCUACAUCAAAACAAGGUACCCACGAGUUUCAAACUGAGAUCGAGAUGUUAUCUAGACUACGCCAUGUACAUUUGGUGUCCUUGAUUGGCUAUUGUGAGGACCAAGGUGAAAUGAUCUUGGUUUACGAGUACAUGUCACGUGGCACCCUUCAAGAUCAUUUGAUGUACAAAAAUCCUAGCAAAAAUGAUCACACUAACAAUAUAUCAUUAUCAUGGAAGGAACGACUCAAGAUCUGUGUAGGAUCAGCUCGUGGUUUACAUUAUCUCCAUUCAGGUGCAAAACAAGUGAUCAUCCAUCGAGAUGUAAAGUCUACCAACAUUCUCCUCGAUGAUAAGUGGACGGCCAAAGUCUCGGACUUCGGCCUAUCCAAGGUAGGACCCGACCCAUAUGAGACGGGUAUCACCCACAUAAGCACUGCUGUCAAAGGCACUGUCGGGUAUUUAGAUCCAGAGUACUAUCAACGACGCCAAUUAACCGAGAAGUCCGAUGUGUACUCCUUUGGAGUGGUGUUAUUUGAAGUUCUAUGUGCUCGUGCCGCAGUGAAACCUAACCUUCCCAAAGAACAAGCAAAUUUGGCAAAGUGGGCGACGACUCGCUGCAAAAGUGGGACCCUCUAUACUAUUGUGGAUCCAAAUUUAACCGGCCAGAUUUCUCCCGAAUGUCUAAGAAAGUUUGGAGAGGUAGCUAGUAUGUGUGUACGAGAUCGUGGGAGCGAACGUCCGCCAAUGGGUGACAUAGUGUGGAGCUUAGAGUUUGCCUUACAACUUCAAGAAGCUGCUGAGAAGAACACUAAUCCUGCUAAUUUCAAAGAUGUUUCGAUUACGACUAGCAUAGAUCUUAAUGAAGUAGAUGGUCGUAUAUUAAAUUAUGAUUCAUACGCAUCAGGAGAUGAUCUUUCCAAGAGUAGUAAUGUUGUUGAUUCCACUGAAAACAUGUUAUUGGACAGUAAAAGUACUGCGAAUAAUUCAUCAGAUCAUCCUAUUGAUAAGUCUGUAUUCUCUGAGAUCAUGGAUCCAAAAGCCAGAUAAGUCUAAUAAAUUCUUAUACUUCAUACAUGUAUAUGAGUACUAUUAUUAAUGGUUUAUAUCGAAAAAUAAUGCCGAUUUUUUUGGAGGUUGCCAAGUCUCAUAAUCGUGUUAAACUGAGAAGUUAUGACAGAAUUACAUGUCGUACGUUGGUUGCUGUAAUAGCAAUCUUGUAUAUUUUACGUGAGAAAGUAUGUUUAAACUUAGCCCUUAUGUUUUCUUUCUAUGUUGACUAGCUGUGCUGUUGAGCCUCAACAUCGACCAGAUGUGAGUUGUUUCCUUUGUUUUUGUUAAGUAUUUCAUUGCGAA
Messenger RNA from Beta vulgaris subsp. vulgaris (sugar beet), 3101 nucleotides. RefSeq names its product putative receptor-like protein kinase At5g39000. NCBI's taxonomy places the organism in Eukaryota, Viridiplantae, Streptophyta, Magnoliopsida, Caryophyllales, Amaranthaceae. The transcript has 2 exons. The coding region runs from base 63 to 2795 and encodes 910 amino acids. The record is from RefSeq and is a predicted model, not a curated record. Gene Ontology annotation, cellular component: plasmodesma; plasma membrane. Gene Ontology annotation, molecular function: transmembrane receptor protein tyrosine kinase activity; ATP binding. Gene Ontology annotation, biological process: protein autophosphorylation.